AUGGAAGUCGACCAUGCCGAGCAACGUGUGCUUCCUGAAGAAAGCACCAGCCCCAGUUCUCCCAAAUCCUCAUUUGUCGACUUCUUCAAGCGAGGAAGCUAUCAUUUACGCAGAUCCAGCAAGCAAGAUAAUGCAACCGCCUCGAACUCAUCCGAUCUGCCGCCCAUUGAUACAAAACAACCACCCGGCCUCGCCAAGCAAGAUAACCCGGCACCAUUCACAACUAUAACAAACGAUGUCGACGAGAAGCUCCAACCGGAUGAGCUUGCCUCGACUCCAGAGGCUCCCAAGUCCGACAGAUCAGCCUCAGACACCGCAGUCGCACCCGAAUCCAUCCUGCGUAAGCAAAACCCAUUCAACCUCGAUUCAAUAAUAUGGGACGACUCGUCGCGUGACGGAUUAAAUCGACGAGCAUCUGUCGAUCUAGACGAUAUGAUCGCCCGACUCUUGGAAGUCGGACAUUCAAAGCCUACAAAGAAAUUCUGCCUCGAACCCACCGAGGUCCUAUCUAUCUGUUCAAUCGCACGCAACCUAUUUCUCUCCCAGCCAGUGCUCCUGGAGCUCAACGCUCCUGUUAACAUAGUUGGCGAUAUUCACGGCCAAUAUCCGGAUCUACUGCGGAUCUUCGAGCAAUCCGGAUACCCUUCCACCACUAAUUACCUCUUCCUGGGCGAUUACGUCGACCGUGGAAAACAAAGCUUGGAAACUAUACUUUUGCUCCUAUGCUACAAGCUUAAGUACCCUGAAACCUUCUUCCUCCUUCGAGGCAACCACGAAUGUGCCAAUAUCUCCCGCAUCUACGGCUUCCACGACGAAUGCAAGCGCAGGUCUACAAUCAAGGUGUGGAAGACAUUUACGGAUGUGUUUAACUGCCUUCCCAUCGCGGCCGUUGUGGCGGAGAAAAUAUUCUGCGUUCAUGGUGGUCUUUCGCCUAACUUGGUAGAUCUGAACGAUAUUCGAAACAUUGUUCGCCCGACCGAGAUUCCUGGACAAGGACUUCUGACCGAUCUUCUCUGGAGUGACCCGGCUAAUAUCAAAGACUGGGGACCGAACGACGAUCGCGGUGUUAGCUGGACGUUUGGAAGGAAGGUUGUGGCAAAUUUCUUGAAACGACAUGGCUUGGAUUUGGUGUGCCGGUCACACAUGGUCGUUGAAACAGGCUAUGAGUUCUUUGGGGAUCGAAGUCUUGUGACGAUCUUCUCUGCGCCGAAUUACUGCGGUGAAUUCGAUAACUGGGGAGCUAUCAUGACCAUCUCGGAAGAUCUCCUCUGCAACUUCGAUGUGAUUAAAUCGCCGGUCAUUCCUUCUACCAGCGGGCGUACGAGAAGAAGAAGUGGGUCGACGGCGUGGGAGAAAGCCCUGUGA
This is a messenger RNA of Penicillium brevicompactum, 1365 nucleotides long. RefSeq names its product Serine/threonine-protein phosphatase PP-Z. Gene Ontology annotation, molecular function: protein serine/threonine phosphatase activity. Lineage: Eukaryota; Fungi; Ascomycota; Eurotiomycetes; Eurotiales; Aspergillaceae. The coding region runs from base 1 to 1365 and encodes 454 amino acids. Gene Ontology annotation, cellular component: nucleus; cytoplasm. The record is from RefSeq and is a predicted model, not a curated record. The transcript has 2 exons.